Molecule: messenger RNA, 1894 nt
Organism: Lolium perenne
Lineage: Eukaryota; Viridiplantae; Streptophyta; Magnoliopsida; Poales; Poaceae
Product: zinc finger protein CONSTANS-LIKE 16
Biological process (GO): regulation of DNA-templated transcription
Cellular component (GO): nucleus
Molecular function (GO): zinc ion binding; protein binding
Source: RefSeq, a predicted model, not a curated record
GGCAACGCUGGGCCAUGCCGCUCAAAUAGCAUUCCAAAUCCGGCGGUGCUUUUUUGUCAUGUUCGUCGCUGCAAUCUUCUCUCGUAGCAUCACUGUGGUAAUACGAUACUAGCUACAAGCUUGUCUGCGGCAAAGAUUUUGUAGGAUCGAUUGUUGCAGUGGAGAUAUUCUUCUUUGUUCGUUCUGUUGGGAGCUAGUAGCAGAGAUCGAUGGGUAGCUCGGACCAGAAGGCGGCCGGCGGGGCCGUGGGUGGCAAGUCGGCGCGCGCGUGCGACGCGUGCAUGCGGCGGCGGGCGCGGUGGUACUGCGCCGCCGACGAUGCCUUCCUCUGCCAGAGCUGCGACACGUCGGUGCACUCGGCGAACCCGCUCGCCAGGCGCCACGAGCGCCUCCGCCUGCGCGCGACGUCAGCGUCUCCGCCCAAGGCCGAGUGCGUGGCGGAGGUGACGACGACGACGACGAUAUCGUCGUCCAAGCGCUUGCGCGUCGCGCCCGCGUGGCUGAAGCGGAAGGCGCGCACUCGGCGGCCGCUGGUGAAGAGCGUCGGUCAACUGCUCUCGAGGCGGCUCGUGGUGCCCGAAGUGGGCGCCGGAGAGUCAUCGGACGAGCGCAGGGCAACGGAGGAGGAGCAGUUGCUGUACCGCGUGCCGGUCUUUGACCCCGCUCUUGGCGAGUUCUGCUCACCGCUGCCAAUUGACGACGCGGCGGCCACGACCUCGGGCAGCUGCAGGGAUGAUGUCGACGGCGCCGUGGAACAAACGAAGGAGCCCAUCGUCGCGCCGUCUCCCGUGCAGGAGCUCCCCGAUUCUUUUGCCACUUUCGGUCCGACGGAUGCCGAGCUCAGUGAGUUCGCGGCCGACAUGGAAGCCCUCCUCGGCCAGGGCCUGGACGACAGCAGCGAGCUGGGCGACUCGUUCUACAUGGAGGCCCUAGGGCUCAUAUCGCCGGCGGGAGACGGCGGGCGGGUAAAGGCGGAGGCCCACGGCGGCCUUGUCCGUAAAAGCAACGGCGUGCUGGCGUCUGGCCCGGACAUGAAACCGGAGUUUAACGGCAGCCCGCCAACACUGGUGGACGACGACGAUAGUUUCGAGCACAAGACGUCGUCGGCGAGCAACUGCGGCGACGCCGUUGAUGAUGCGCAGUUCUUGAAGAGGAGCCUGGAUCUUAGGCUCAACUACGAGGGAAUCAUCGAGAGCUGGGGCAGCUCGCCGUGGACCGACGGCCGGCGGCCGCACGGCCAGCUCGACGACCUGCUGCUAUACGACCACUCGGGCAUGUGGACUGCCGGAGGAGGAGGACGGCAGGGCGAGGCGGCGUGGACGCCGAGACCGAAGGCCGACGGGUGGCGGGAGGCACGGGUGUCGCGGUACAGAGAGAAGCGGCGGACGCGGCUGUUCGCCAAGAAGAUACGCUACGAGGUGCGGAAGCUGAACGCGGAGAAGCGGCCCCGGAUGAAGGGCCGCUUCGUCAAGCGCUCCGGCGCCGCCGCAGCCGCCCCGUGCGCCGUCACCUGAGCUAGCCAGUCUGUGGACGUCUAGUCCGUUGCACCGUCCGUGUCAACUCGACACGUACGACCGUUCAUGCGUGUGCUCGUCACGGGCUCGGCAUGAAAUUACACAAACACAACUUGUCGAAGCUGCUUUUAGUGUCUGUUUUGCUCGUCAGAGACGACUUUGUUCUUUUUUUUUCUCGUGAUUUCGGCACUGGGAGAUCGGUGCAGGGGGUCGAGGGUUUUCUUAGAUUUCUAGCUCACCGUGAGAAGAAAUGAUUUGGCUUGGCGUUUUUUGCGACCUUUUCUCUCGCUUCAAGAGAGGAUAGGUGGUUCUUCAUGGCACGUUGUACUGCCUGUACAUUUGUACAUGGUUGGAGUAAUAAUAAAGUAACAUAUGUAACA